UGGGGAGAGUCGAGAGAGCGACUCGAGAUGAUGAAAUAAACUUUUUCCCAAAUUGAUUUUGAUUCUGUAACCCUAGGUUUUUAAUAAUUGGACACCUUAUUUCCAUAAAGCCCAAUCCCAAUAAAAUCACUUUUUAAAUGGUUUCCCAAAUUUUAUCCAUUUAUAACCCAUGGGAAAAACAGGUUUAUCCAUAUUAAGCAAAUUUAAAUAUGGACGUGGACGACCGGGGGACACCUAUAUAUUUAGCUAUAAUUUAUAAAUUUUUAGGUUUAGAGUUAGAUAUAAGAGAAAAAUUAUUCUCAGUAAUUUUUCAACAAAUUGAUGAUGAAUGUUAUAUUUGAGUAUAUUUUCUGAUACUCAAACUCCGACUAAGUAUUCGUCGUCGGUAAUACUUCGGAGUACGUCGAUUCCGACAACUUUGCAAGGUCUUUUGCCGUCGGCUUUCAUAAUUAUUAUUCUAGUGAUUUAAAACAAGAGGUUCUAGGCUUGUCGGCUGGGGUGAUUUGAGGAUGAUUGUUGCCCUGGUUUGGAUUAUAGGGUUUUUUUCGAAACUGGGUAAAUUCAGAUUUCAAUUUAGUUUAAUCUCGGUUUUAUUUUAUCCGAUCAUUUUAAUCAGUAAACCAAGCUCGAUUUGAAAUGAUUAAUAUACUAUUUUAAUUGAAAAAAAAAUUAGAUAUGAUAAUAGAUAUAUAUAUUUGAUAAUAGUGAGGAUCCCAAAAGUCUUUUAAGCACAAGACUAAUCCCACGAAACUUUGCAUCUGGGUAUAUUAAAUUCCAUCGGUAAGGAGGCUACAUAGUGGCCAAUGCUAAUCGAAUCAAGGACGAAAGCUUCAGCUGAAAUCCUUUUACCAUUAAGACAAGGCGACUUGGUUAUGAUUAUAGAUAUAUACAUAAAUCCACAUCCUUUAUAUAUUUAUUAAUAAAAGAACACUAAAAUAAGAGUAACCUUUGUUUUGUAAGUAAUUACAAAAAAAAACAACUGAGGUGUCACUCUAUUGAGCACUCUCAAGUAACCUUUGUUUUGUCAUUGAAUUCUAUAGGACAGCCCAAUUAAUAUAGCGUGUAUAUUAUAUUUUGCUUAUGACAUAAAAGUAAUAAUAACAUAAAUGUAAAGCUUUUUUAGUGAUAAAUUCCUUCAAUUAAAGAUUUUUCGUAAAAAAUCCCAACUUGUUAUCUUAUAAUUUAACCCCUCAAGUUCUAUUUCGUUAGAUUUUGUUACCCUCCGUCUAUUGUUCCGUUAUUUAUGGACAUAUAUCGUUUACGCAUUUUAGCGAUAAAUCCCCCCAUAGGGGAGACUAUUGAAAUUGUGUUGGUUGAUACCAGUGUGAGUACCAUAUAUAUAGUUUCUUAAUUAUAUUAUUUUAAUAUGUUUGUUCUUAUUUAACGUAUUGAAAUUCAUAUUGUUUUAUACAAUUGUGUUGAGGAUGAUAAUAUUUAUGCGACCCUUAUAAAUAUAUUAAUUUGUCUUAAUUUGAUUUAUUCUUGAGGAAGGGUACUCCAAAAUUAUGGUUAACUUUUACUCACUCAUGUUGAGUAGAAUUUAAUUAAACAUUUUUAUCGUGCGCCUCAAGUUAGUAUAUAAAUAAACCCGCAGAUAUAUCUUCUAACAGCCUCUCAAGUUGGACCGUCAUCCAAGUAGUGAAGACAUCUGCUACUACUUGCAACAAUAAUUUAUAUGCUUAGGGCCCCUAGAUAUUGGGCCUCUUUCGAGGUUAAGAACUAAGAAGCAAGUGUCGGCCACGAAUUCUAAUUAUUCCAACUUUUAUUAUAUGUAAAGCAGAAAAGAAAGUUGACACAGUGGCCGUAUUGAAAGAGUAACAACGAAUAAAUAUUUCAACUCGGCGCUGGUACGUUAACGCCUUAACGAAGACUCUAUAUAUGAACAUGAGGAUGACUUGAAUGGUCAUUGAAUUGGUCAAUGAGAUAUAUUCUUGGAUUCAUUCUGUGGAGGAAGUAAGCUGGGACGCGCUAGUAGAUGAAUCCUCGACCAAAACCAAAUCUCUCAUUUCAUAACAAUUAUAAUGAAAAAAAUUGCUACGAUUUUCCUCUUUAUUUCCCUUCUUUUUGAAACUCUCAACGGAGUUAAAGCUGGCUUCCUCUGUAUAAAUGGCACCUUACUCGCCAACAGUAGCUAUGGCCAAAACCGCAACUCUGUCUUCUCCUCUCUUGCUUCUCAAGUCAUCACCAACCGUGGAUUCUACAACGCCUCACUCAAUAGCGUUCACGCCGUUGCCUUAUGCCGAAGAGGAUACGAGCGGCAAGCUUGUAUCAACUGCGUGGAAAAAGCGAUUCAACUGAUAAAAAAUAUCUGUUCUAAUGGCGUUGAAUCGUUCAAUUGGAACGGUGACGAUGCGGACCACGUAUCUUGUCUUGUACGUACAACAAACCACUCAACUUUUCAGAAACUCGAUCUUGGACCAGCUACGCUUGACGAAAGUCCUCUCAAUAUCGGCUCAUCCGCCAAGAACAUGACCCUAUUCCGCCAAGAAUGGGAAGCAACCGUUAACCGAACACUUGAGGCUGCAACCGUCAACACUUCUGCAUCGGUUCUCAAGUAUUAUGGAGUAGCCAAUGCAGAGUUUGUCGAGUUUCCAAAUGUUUACAUGAUGAUGCAAUGCACACCGGACAUAACUUCAGGCGAGUGUAAGAGUUGUCUGGAAGAGUGCGUUACCUAUUUUAGAGAUGUGUCUUGGGGAAAACAAGGAGGUACAGUUGGUCGACCGAGCUGUCUUUUCCGGUGGGAUCUUUACCCUUUUUACGGUGCUUUUGCUAAUAUAACAAGAGUUCCUGCCCCUCCUGGACCUUUGAUUCCACAAGCACAUGCAAUAUCUGUUACUAGCUUGAAAGGAAAAAUUAUUGCGAUAGUUGUGGUUCCUACAGUCAUUAAUCUUUUUGUGCUUCUUGGUCUGAUAAGAGCUUAUCGUCAGAUAAAAAAAUCAAAAGAGGAAACCAGUGUCUGGACAGGGGAGGACUGUAUUUCCGAUAGUCAGUUUAUGCUGAGGUUCGAUCUUAGCAUGGUCCUACUCGCAACCGGUGACUUCUCCCCUGAAACUAAGAUUGGCCAAGGUGGAUUUGGAUCUGUCUACAAGGGGAUAUUACCGAGUGGGCAAGAAAUAGCUGUAAAGAGAUUAACAAGAGGCUCAGGGCAAGGAGAGAUUGAGUUCAGGAAUGAGGUCUCACUCUUGACAAGACUCCAACAUAGGAAUCUAGUUAAGCUUUUAGGUUUUUGUAGUGAAGGAGAAGAAGAUAUUCUUAUCUACGAGCAUGUCCCUAAUUCAAGUCUUGAUCACUUCAUUUUCAAUGAAGAGAAGCGUGUGCUACUAACAUGGAAUGUGAGGUACAAAAUCAUAGAAGGCGUUGCUCGAGGUCUUCUUUAUCUACACGAAGAUUCUCAGCUGAGGAUUAUCCACCGAGACUUGAAGGCGAGCAAUGUUCUUCUAGAUGCUGAGAUGAACCCUAAAGUUUCGGACUUUGGGAUGGCGAGGUUAUUUAACAUGGACCAGACUCGAGGAGUGACAAGGAGGCGCGUUGGAACCUUUGGCUAUAUGGCUCCUGAGUACAUUAAGAACGGAAGACUUUCAGCCAAAACAGACGUCUACAGUUUCGGGGUUGUGCUUUUGGAGAUGAUAACCGGUCAAAGUAACAAUAACUACUUCGAAGCCAUGGGGCUCCCCGCAUACGCCUGGAAGUGUUGGGUGGCCGGCGAGGCUGCCAGUAUCAUAGAUCCUGUCUUGAGUAGGACUCCAACAAAUGAAAUCCUGAGAUUCAUCCAUAUUGGUUUGCUGUGUGUUCAAGAGAACGUUGGAAAGAGACCGACAAUGAGUUUGGUUAUUCAGUGGCUUGGUAGUGACACUAUCGUGAUUCCUUUACCUACCACUGCUGCUUUCACCACGACCGAGUUGCAUAAAAUCGAUGCAAUGGAUCAAGCCAAAGGUGAAGCAGGAACUCUUUCAUUGAACAAGUUAUCAAUCACCGAGUUAAGUCCUCGUUGAAUUGAAGACCUCUCUGUAAACUCAUACAUCUAAGUGUGCAUUAAUUCUUGAAUUACAUUACAAGAAACAAUCUUGAAAAGUCUUCUUUCUUUGGAAAUACUCUCGUUGUUCAUGAUCAGUAAUCAAUCAAAUUAGUGUCGUAUAGUUUGGUGAUGGUAUUUAUUUUUUUAAUUUUCCAAAUUAGUGUCGUAUAUUUGAAACACUUAUCCUUUACUUAUAUGUUUUUUUUUUGCUAAUCCCUUUCCUUUAUGUUGGAGUUUAUUAAAUUUAAAUUAUUUAACUAAAUAAUACUGAGAAAAUAAACAAAAUAUAAAAUCCUAUCUAAGAUUGAUACGAAAUUUUAGCAAAAAAAAAAACAGUUGUUGGCACUUGUUUGUAAAAGAAGAUAAAAACAAACAACUUGCCAAAAGAAACUGUAAAGAAAGUUGAGGGACUUUCUUGGUUAGUCCUUCGACCCUACCAUGAAUCCUUCAACCGUUAGCCCAUCAUGAGUCAUGAUUGGUUUGUACAUUAUUAUAUUAUGUAACAAUGGACAAAAUUAAAAUCCGACGACCUUAUGUUUUCAAAGUGUGCUCUGAAUUUUCUCGUCUUGUUUAUAUAUCAAUAAAAGAAAUAUCACUGAUAUCUCAGUUCAAAAAAAAAAAAAAAAAAAAAUAUCACUGACAAAAGAAAAAAAAAGGGGGGGAUGAAGUAUCUAUGCUAUUGACACAAAAGUACAAAUAUAAAUUAACCUUUAAACUUUAAUUACGUAUAAAUAUCACUGAAAUAAUAACUACUUUUUAUUUUAGCAUUUAUUGUUUUCUUUCCAAUUGAAUACAUAAUUUUCUAAAUUGAAUACAUAAAAAUUCAAUAUAAGUUUCCAACUCAUAAUUUCUUAAAUAAAUUGAACAAUGAUUUCAGUAUAAUUAUCUAAUUUACGUAUUGCACAUAAUACUAUAAACUUUAAUGCACAUCAAUACUAUACACAAAAUAUAAUCGGUCAUUUGUCUCUUUUCUGACCAGACUUCCUCCACGUAACUCUUCUUCCUUGCCAAUAUUAACUUAUGUCAUUUUCUUAAACUUAUAUGGAUUUUGUAAAUACAUUAAAACUAGAUUAUAACCUAUGCAGAUGUGCGGGGAGAGUUUUUUUUUGUAAUAAUGUUUGCUCAUUAAAUAGUUUUAACAUUUUACAACACUACAAUUUUUAUCGAUCGUAAAAUGACAAAUAAAAAUGAUGGUCUCUUAAAUGUAUUUGUAUCAUCGUUGUUGAAGAUUUAACGUUAACAGCUCAUUUUAAUUAUUUUUAAGACUUCAUAUGCACAAAAAAAAGUUUUGUGGCUAACACGAAUCACCAAAACCAGAUAGUCAACAUCGAUUGUUAAUUGACGAAAAAGAUUAUGUUUUAUGCACUCGAUUUGUUUACUAUUGACUAUCCAUAAGUGAUUUCAUUUUCUACCUCUAUAAAAAAUUUCUUUCGUUUUCAUUUCUGUUUCAUUGAUAUGAGUUUUCUUUCUUUUUAACUUCUUUUAUGAAUUUGAUAAAUUACAUAAGUGUCAAUUUAAAAAUAUGGACAUCUGUAAAGUUAGUUCCACUUCAUAUACAUAUCUAAAAAUCUAAAUUUGAAAAAAAAUCACCGGCAAACUCUAUUCACAUAUCUAAGAAUCAAAAUGUUGAAGAAAACCAUUCCGAAAGUGUACUCAUUUUGUAAGUUUUCCCACGCGGUUAUAAUGGUAAAACUCAAUACAUGUUUUUUGUUUGGUCAUAAAGAGGUUGUUGUAAUUUCAUUAGCCUUUUGGGUUACUUUUCCAUUUAAUUGAAUUUGUGAUACACUUUAUAUGCAAAAUCAAGUUUUGAGUCAUUUUUGGUAAUUUCCUUGUUUUUAUAUCGUAGCACCAAGCUUUUCAAAAAUAUUAAUUACUAGGGUCGGCCCGCCCUACGGGCGGAAAGUUAUAAUAAAAGCUAUUUUAUAUGAUUUUAUAUAAAUUUAUGAAGCAUUUAAAAUCAUUAUAGAAAAUGGUAUUACAUACAAACAAAUAAUGAUAUACUUUAAAAUAUUUAAUUUUUUUUUUGUCAUCACUUUAAAAUAUUUAAUUUUUUUGAGUAGAAUAUCAUAACUUUCAUAAUAUUUUCACAACAAUUUUAACUUUAUUUUACUAUUUAUUUUGGAGAUUAAAUAUUUAUCUAACUAUUAUAUAAUUUAAAAUUAAAACUAUUUACUUUAUUUCAUUUUUUGUUUUAGUCUAUGGAUUAAAAAUUACAGUCAAUUGGAUUCAGUAGAGUUAUAAAUAAUAAGUGAACUACAGUUAUUUUCUAUUUCAUUUAUAUGUUUGUUUCAUGAAUUAAAUUAUUUUUAUUUUUAAAGAUAUAUUUUCUUAAAAUUAAUGCUUUACACAUGAAAAAUAAAUAACUUAUUCAUUAAUAUUUUAAAAUCUAUCUAAUUACAUUGGAGCGCUCACGUUUAUUUUGUGUAAUGAUUUUUUUGAUGGCCUUCCAACUUUAAUCUCUCAUUGUCUUAUUUUACAUCCAUUCAGUCUUGUUCAAGUAGAUUCUCCGGACUGCUAACGUUUCCCUACAUAACAUGAGAAUAUCGUAUAGACAAAUGGCAUUGAUAUAAAAACUUUGUGUUGAUGUUUGAAAGUGAUGCAUCCUUAAGUCGACACUAUUUUUAUGGUAAUAUUCUUGUAUUUUUUUUCACAUACUGAGCUUCUGCUUUCCGAGUGGAAAGGCAUCUCGUCAUUAGAUCAAUGUAGCUGAUUAAUGGUCCUCAUGGAUGGUCUGUAACGAAUAGAUACAUAUGUUCUUGUAGACCUAGGGAUCCAGAGCGGCUUUGGAUAAAAUCAAUAAUGAUUGCAUGACAUUUCCAACAUUGAUCUUUGAAAAUUAACCAUAUUUAUAAUCUAUGGAAUAAAUUCAGGAUUUUUCUUCAAAAAUAAAUAAGUUGAGGGUUUUAUUAAUUUUUUAAUUCUUUUUUAGAAGAAAUUAUCUCACACAUGUUUGUCUCACCCAACAAUAAUGACCAAGUGUUUUGAUUUUGACCCAUUUAAUGUGUGUUUGAAACCACUUGUAAAGCUCAUUCAGGAUUUUUUAAAAUAAUAACAAUUUCUGGAGAACUAAUGAUCAUAUAUGCAUGUAUCUUAUACUUAGAGCUUCUACAUACCAGUUUUAUCUAAAUUCUAAAGUAAAGAUAAUGAGCAUGUACUUUUACAAAAAAAAAAAAAUAUUGAGCAUGUUAGUGACAAACUAAAUGCCAUAAUUAAUCUGAAGCCCAUAUCCAUACUCAUAAGUCAUAACCAUUAUAACACGUGGAAGAUCAUGGCAUGAUCAACAUCAAGCAAGUGGCCUUUGAUUAGAUGAAUUCCCACUGAUGCAGAGAGCACCGUGCUCAGCCGUAAGCUUCACCAGCAAUCAUUUUGAGAGCUUAGUCAUUGCCGAUAUUUGCCCAAAUCACCUCCUUUUUUCUUGGUGAUACAAUCUCUCCGCCGGUAAAGAAUCAGAGCAUAAUCCAAUAAGCAUCUCAGUGAGUUUUUUUUUGUGCAGCACUAAUUUGUAAUCUCUUUCUUCAAUAAGUAUAACAUGAAUCACUGACGCCUCAAAUCUGAAAAAACAGAGAACACUCUAAUCAACGGAGAGCGGACUCUUUGUAGGGGGAACACCGAGAGUACUGAAUCCGACCAGAUGAUUAGAAGAAAUCGAAUAACAACAAUGAUUGAGAAGAAGAAAGCGAUGAAUCUCAGGGAAAGGAACUCCCAUAUUUAUAGUAGUAGAUUCGUAAGGAGGUGGUGUAUUGAUUGAGACGUGGUGGUAGUAGUGGGUCGGUGGCGUUUAUGAGGAGGUUAAUGGAGCAUUAAUAGCGGUGAUUGAAUGCAAGCGUUUUACGUAACGGUGCGGAUCUCCAGAGCCGCUGGGAAGCACAUCGUUCGUCACAACGGCGUCUUCGCUUUCCAAAGAAUCGUUUGGAAAGAGGGUCGGUGGACGUGAGAAAUCAUUAUGGGCUUAGGUUUGUGAAAUUAUGGAAGCCCAACUAGUAAGCAACUUAAUCUAUAACUUUUCUA
Molecule: messenger RNA, 8023 nt
Organism: Brassica napus (rape)
Lineage: Eukaryota; Viridiplantae; Streptophyta; Magnoliopsida; Brassicales; Brassicaceae
Product: cysteine-rich receptor-like protein kinase 38
Exons: 7
Coding region: 2022-3992 (656 amino acids)
Biological process (GO): protein phosphorylation
Molecular function (GO): ATP binding; protein kinase activity
Source: RefSeq, a predicted model, not a curated record